This is a messenger RNA of Sorex fumeus (smoky shrew), 2391 nucleotides long. RefSeq names its product sialic acid-binding Ig-like lectin 5. Gene Ontology annotation, cellular component: plasma membrane. Gene Ontology annotation, molecular function: sialic acid binding. The transcript is spliced from 14 exons. Lineage: Eukaryota; Metazoa; Chordata; Mammalia; Eulipotyphla; Soricidae. Bases 1 to 2391 code for a protein of 796 amino acids. Gene Ontology annotation, biological process: cell adhesion. The record is from RefSeq and is a predicted model, not a curated record.
AUGGGGUCCCCGUGGCUGCUGCUGCUGCUGCCCCUGCUGUGUGGGGGGCUCCAGCAGGAGGACCAAGGGUACCAGCUAAACCUGAAGGAGCAGGUGGUGGUGGUGCAGGAGGGGCUGUGUGCCUCCGUGUCCUGCUCCUUCAUCAUCCCCAGAUCUUAUCAGUUCUAUCCACUCACUGUCUACUGGUUCCGGGGAGGGGAUUCACACAGGGAUGAUCCUGUGGCCACAAACGACCAACAGAGACAGGUGAAGAGAGAGGCCUUGGGCCGAUUCCGCCUGCUUGGGAACCCCAGUGACCACAACUGCUCCCUGGGCAUCAGACGUGCUAGACACACAGACCAGGGCAUCUACUUCUUCCGAGUGGAGCAAGGGAAUGUGAGAUACAACUAUAAGGCCACGAUGCUGCAAGUGCUGGUGACAGCACUCACAGAGAAACCUGCCAUCCACGUGGCUGAACCACUGGUGUCGGGCCACCCAGGGCGCCUCACCUGCAGCCUGCCGGGAGCCUGUGAAACAACAUCCCUCCAGUUCUCCUGGGCAGGAGAGAUGCUCGGCCCCUCCCCACCCACCUCUGCAGAGCUCAGCCUCACCCCGGGACCCAGGGACCACGGCAAAAACCUCAGCUGUCAAGUGAGACUCCUGGGAACUCUGAGAACCACGGAGACGACCAUCCGCCUCCACGUGUCCUCCUCCACAGUGCCCCCAGAGCCCUUCGCCUCCUCUGGACACCACGACCCCCAGGACAUGGACUGUGAGCCCCCGGAGCAGCGGGGCUCCUGGCCCCUGGUGCUCACGCUGAUCCGGGGCUCCCUCAUGGGGGCCGGCUACCUCCUCACCUAUGGCCUCACCUGGGUCUACUACAGCAGGUCCUCGAUGGAUGCAUCCGACGCUAGCAGAGACCGACCCACCCACACUGGCUCUGCCCUGGCAGGUGCAGACAUGGGGUUCCCAUGGCUGCUGCUGCUGCUGCUGUUGUCCCUGCUGUGUGGUGGGCUCCAGCAGGAGGACCAAGGGUACCAGCUAAACCUGAAAGAGCCGGUGUUGGUGGUGCAGGAGGGGCUGUGUGCCUCCAUGUCCUGCUCCUUCAUCAUCCCCAGAACUUAUCAGUUCUAUCCACUCACUGUCUACUGGUUCCGGGAGGGGGAUUCACACAGGGAUGAUCCUGUGGCCACAAACGACCAACAAAGACAGGUGAAGAGAGAGGCCUUGGGCCGAUUCCACCUGCUUGGGAACCCCAGUGACCUGAAGUGCUCCCUGGGCAUCAGACGUGCUAGACACACAGACCAGGGCAACUACUUCUUCCGAGUGGAGCAAGGGUAUGUGAAAUACAACUACAAGGCCACGAUGCUGCGUGUGCUGGUGACAGCACUCACAGAGAAACCUGCCAUCCACGUGGCUGAACCACUGGUGUCGGGCCACCCAGGGCGCCUCACCUGCAGCCUGCCGGGAGCCUGUGAAACAACAUCCCUCCAGUUCUCCUGGGCAGGAGAGAUGCUCGGCCCCUCCCCACCCACCUCUGCAGAGCUCAGCCUCACCCCGGGACCCGGGGACCACGGCAAAAACCUCAGCUGUCAAGUGAUACUCCUGGGAACUCUGAGAACCACGGAGACGACCAUCUGCCUCAACGUGUCCUAUCCCCCACAGAACCUCACCACCCACAUCUCCUUCGAAGCCACCUCAGUCCUGAAGAUCAAGAAAUCCACCUCAGCCCUAUCAGUUCUGGGGGGCCAGACGGUGUGGCUGCUCUGUGGAGCUGACAGCAACCCCCCUGCAGAGCUGAGCUGGUUUCCCAGGUCCCCAGGCCUGAAGGCCACCACCCUCUCCACCAACACGGCCAAGCUGGAGCUGAGGCUUCCAGAGACCACAGAAGAUGCGGAGUUCAACUGCCAUGCUCAGAACCCUCUGGGCUCCCGGAACGUCUCUCUCAGGCUGUCUGUGCUCUCCCCUCUGCAGCUGCUGGGCCCCUCCUGCUCCUGGGAGGCCCAGGACCUGCGAUGUAGCUGCUCCUCCUGCGCCCGGCCCGCCCCUGCCCUGAGCUGGUGGCUGGAUCAGCGGCUGCUGCCGGAGAACCGCAGCAACGCCUCCUUCCAGGUCACCUCCAACACCGAGGAAUACUGGGCCAACAGCUCCCUGAGCCUCCGGAAGGGGUUCGGCGCCGGCCUCCCGGUCCGUUGCGAGGCCCGGAAUGUCCAAGAGAGGCAGAGCGCCUGGGUCCUGCUGCAACCAGAGCCCCGCUCCUGCAGCUGUGAGCCCCCGGAGCAGCAGGGCUCCUGGCCCCUGGUGCUCACGCUGAUCCGGGGCGCCCUCAUGGGUGCCGGCUACCUCCUCACCUAUGGCCUCACCUGGGUCUACUACAGCAGCUCAGGACUCAGCUGGGGAGUGGAUCCCUAG